AUGACCAAGUCCACCACCGCCACCCGCGACAUCUACUACCGCAAGGCCAAGGAGGUGGGCUUCCGUGCUCGCUCGGCGUUCAAGCUCCUGCAGCUCAACGAACAGUUUGAGUUCCUGCAGAACGUCCAGCGCGCCGUGGAUCUGUGCGCCGCUCCUGGUAGCUGGAGUCAAGUGCUGAGUCGGACGCUCUAUAAUGGUCACUGCAACGUGCAGCAGAGUGCGGACAGACAGGACGUGGUCAUUGUCGCGGUGGAUCUCCAGGAGAUGGCGCCAAUUCCUGGCGUCCAGCUGCUGCAAGGCGAUAUCACGUCCAAGCACACGGCCGAGCAGAUCAUCAGCUGCUUCUGCGGGGCCAAAGCUCAAGUGGUGGUGAGUGACGGCGCGCCGGACGUCACGGGCGUUCAUGAUAUUGACGAGUUCGUGCAGGCCGAGCUACUGGCUGCAGCGCUGAAUAUCACGACCCACGUACUUGAAGAAGGAGGUGCUUUUGUCGCCAAGAUCUUUCGCUGCGAACAAUUCGACUUGCUGGCGAUGCAGCUUAGCGUGUUCUUCACCAGUGUGUCGUGCGCCAAGCCGAUGAGCAGCCGGGCGCAGAGCAAUGAGGCAUUUGUCGUGUGUCAAGGGUUUCGAUUGCCAGAGGACUACACGCCGGUGAUGACGUCGUCGCUGUUGCCGCGGUAUGGGCUUGCCGAGGAUGAAGAGCAUGACCCGGUGCUCGUGCCGUUUCUCGCAAGUGGAGAUUUGUCGGGAUACGACGCUAUUCAGCAGUUUUGUUGA
Peronospora matthiolae is the source of this 777-nucleotide messenger RNA. NCBI's taxonomy places the organism in Eukaryota, Oomycota, Peronosporomycetes, Peronosporales, Peronosporaceae. The record is from the annotation of a GenBank genome assembly.